AUGUACAGAAUAGACGUUUCAGAUUUUUAUGACUUCCAAGCGUUCAGAAAUAUGUGUCCAUUUAGAGACUAUAACAAAGCAGUCGAGAAUUUGAAACGUUUAGUCAUUUAUGUUGACUCUGCCCCAGAAUGUUAUGUCAUGAAAGAAUGGGAUGUUGUCUUUAACAAACCAAGAGCAACAAUAGUUUCAGAACAAGAAUGUAGACAGAAACUUAAGAAAAUAAAAGUCGUACAGGUUGGCAUGAAGAUGUUAGAUGCUUGGGAUAUCUUAUUGUCAAAGUUAGAAGAUUUUUCAGUUCGUGGUAUAAAGUUCUAUACACCAUCUCCAAACUUCUAUUCUAUCUUCACUGGAUAUAAAUACGAACAAGUAGAAUGGAAAGAAAAUAUUAUAGAAGCUUGGUUAGACCAUGUCAAAGAAAUUAUAUGCAAUGGAAACGAAAGAGUCUAUGAGUAUAUCUUAUGUUGGUUUGCAAACAUCUUACAAUAUCCAA
Trichomonas vaginalis G3 is the source of this 490-nucleotide messenger RNA. RefSeq lists its product as uncharacterized. Lineage: Eukaryota; Parabasalia; Trichomonadida; Trichomonadidae. The transcript has a single exon. The annotation marks the transcript as partial. The record is from RefSeq and is a predicted model, not a curated record.